GUAGGUUAGGGGUGCAAGAUAGCAUUAUUGCAUGCUUGUGUACUCCUUUCCCUUCACACAUCGUCCCCUCAUAAACUUAGUGGUCUCCGAUUUUCCAGUCGUUUGACUAUAAUCUUUGCUUCAGCCUGUAGCUCGGCCAAAACGGCUGCGGGCAGGGCGGCUGAGCACAGAGCCGCUGCACGAUUCGCACGUCUGAGACAUAACUGCUGAGAGCGCUGUCGUGUCUCGACAGUGUCCAAGAUAGCGUGCGCCUGGCAUUCGCUCUUGUGCAAUUGCUGGCGAGGAACUCGGUCCAUUUUACACGGUUACACAACCGCCCAGCCAACCUCGUCUUCCCCACAACGACUCGGCCAUCACUUGAAUCAGCCGGCUCGUACAGUCGAUCUCGCUGCGUGUUUCCGCAUAGCGCGUAUCUCGUCUUUUUGCGGCCUCUGCUGGCGUCCCCUGGCUUCUAUACCCCGACGACCGCAAUCACUACCGCUUUAUUGACGACUACGACGCCAUGGACGAUAUCAACAUGGACGCGGUUCAGUAUACGGAAGAUGACGGCAGUCUCCCUCCUGCGUCGGUUCCAUUCACCUCCUCGCCUGCACUUCCGAAACGAAGACCACAACCGCAAAGAAUACACACGCCGAGCAGUCCAAUGACGGCCAGUAUACCGCACAAUAUGCUACCGUCAGCCCCAGCAUCACCCCCAACUCCAGCUCCCAGUCCCACCCCGGGACAGCGUAUCCCUGACUGGAGCGCUGCUGGCGAAGAUGAAGAUGCGAAUGUUCGUGAGAUCAGAUUACGGUUUGCCGGCAUGAAUGAUGGCGAGCAGCAGAGGUUACUUGCGGAAUUAUUGAAUCUUUGCAAUAGCCAGCAGCUGGCGUUUGUACAGGAGUUUGUCAGCCCACGAUUGAAAAAGGAUCCUUUCACCACAUUCCCUGACGAACUGUGUCUCCGGAUCCUAACUUUCAUCGACGAUCCUCAAACACUCGCACGAUCAUCUCAGGUAUCCAAACGAUGGCGGGAGUUAGUUAGUGACGAUAUGGCCUGGAAAGCGUUAUGCGAGAAACACGCAUACAGAAGAUUGUCCGAUGAGCCUCCGAAGACAUCAACUCCUCUACCUAAUCCCGCAGUUCAAACUCCUGGUGCCAGCCCCCAUAACAACCCACUCUCUUUUCCAGGAUAUAGAUUUAAUGGUGUUUCAUCCAUACCAAGUGCUUCCACAAGCGCUCCGGACCUGCGAUCGCAAAGUCUUGACCGUUCAAGGAAUUCUCGACAAUUGAGGCGAAGACCUAAGGCGAUGAGCUAUCGAUCACAUUUCAAGCAAAGAUAUAUGGUCGAGACUGCUUGGAGACAUGGUGGAAAGGUUGACUAUAGGCAAAUCACCCCGGACCAAGGUGUUGUCACCAGCCUGCAUCUCACAGACAAGUAUAUCGUUGUCGCAUUGGAUAAUGCGAAGAUUCAUAUUUUUGAUACAGAAGGCUGCCACCAGAAAACAUUGACAGGACAUGUAAUGGGUGUCUGGGCUAUGGUUCCUUGGGACGAUGUGCUCGUAAGUGGCGGUUGCGAUCGUGAUGUUAGGGUGUGGAAUAUGGCGACAGGCCAACCUGUGCAUACAUUACGCGGUCAUACUUCAACAGUUAGAUGCCUAAAAAUGUCGGACGCCAACACAGCAAUCUCUGGAUCAAGGGACACAACCCUGAGAAUAUGGGACAUUACAAGAGGAGUCUGCAAACAUGUCCUUGUGGGUCAUCAGGCCAGUGUCCGGUGUUUAGAUAUCCAUGGUGACUUGGUUGUCUCUGGUAGCUAUGACACAAUGGCUAGAAUAUGGAGUAUAUCCGAGGGCAAAUGCCUUAGGACACUUUCUGGACAUUUCAGCCAGAUAUAUGCCGUUGCCUUUGAUGGGAAGAAAAUCGCUACAGGUAGCCUGGAUACAAGUGUACGGAUUUGGGAUCCUAAUGACGGCCGCUGCUUAGCGGUCCUCCAAGGCCACACCUCGCUUGUAGGCCAGCUGCAAAUGAGAAACGAUAUUCUUGUCACCGGUGGUUCAGAUGGAUCGGUCCGUGUUUGGUCGCUAUCGGAAUUCCAGGCCAUUCACCGUUUGGCCGCUCACGAUAACAGCGUUACUAGCUUACAGUUUGAUGACACAAGAAUAGUAUCGGGGGGGAGUGACGGUCGGGUCAAGGUCUGGGAUCUGAAGAAAGGAACGUUGGUACGGGAAUUGAGCCAGCCAGCCGAUGCCGUAUGGAGGGUAGUUUUUGAGGAAGAGAAGGCUGUUUUACUAGCAAACCGAAACCAGAAAACUGUCAUGGAGGUGUGGUCCUUUGCACCUCCGGAAGACGAAGUCUUCGACGAUUUUCGUUCGUCGAGUCCAAUAAGUAUGCCUGACCAUGCGGCCGAUUAUCUUGGCCAAGAUUCGCCGCGACACAGCAGGAGACCAGCCAGUGAAGACAUUAGCAUGAUCGAUGCAUUCGCUGAAGCAAGCAACAGUAAUGGAGACUUCAAGGGCAAGAGGAGGAAGUAAUCGAACAUGGAGAUAAAAAGUCUCAUCCCUGCACGAUCUAUAAAGGACAUUUAGGGACUCACAAGGGUGGUCGUUUCGUUGCAUACUGCUGUUUUUAUCUACUCUCUUAUGGGCAUGAAAGAACCGCGUUUAUGAACAUAUUUAAUGCAUUUGAGUUGAGAACGGCAUUUGCAGGAGUUUCGCUGUCAGGCAUAUCUUGGUCUCUUGAAGGAGACUUGGUAAAAGACACGAUAUUAUAUGUCGGUACUUUGGCGCUCAAGCCUUUGAUCUCGACUUCCUAUUGAGAUACACACAAGGAAUCAAAUAUAGUGAAAGCUCAAUUUCUCGGUCAAUUAUAUCAAGUAACUAAAGGGGAGAGGGUGUGGGUGUAAGCAUGGUACAGUUUGUCUUUGGAUCCCCAUCGAAAUGUCCAAACAAAGCUCUGCAUUCGAAGCGAGGCGCUGAAAGUCUGCAGCUACUCGUUAGGAAGAGGUUUGCAGAUUGUGACGCCUCUUGGAAGUUGUUUUUUGAAUCAUGUUUAUCAAAAAUAUCAUCAUAAAUGUUGGGUGACUUGGUUUGUCCAAUAUUUCGUAGACCGGAGAUAACGGAAAAUAUGAGCUGAAGAAUCUAUCAUGGGCACCGAGAAGAAAAUCUUGUAUAUAUACCUCACGGUCUAUCGAAUCCUGACGCACCACUGAAGUCUACCG
This is a messenger RNA of Verruconis gallopava, 3198 nucleotides long. RefSeq lists its product as uncharacterized. The transcript has 5 exons. Gene Ontology annotation, molecular function: protein binding. The record is from RefSeq and is a predicted model, not a curated record. NCBI's taxonomy places the organism in Eukaryota, Fungi, Ascomycota, Dothideomycetes, Venturiales, Sympoventuriaceae. Bases 503 to 2512 code for a protein of 669 amino acids.